Messenger RNA from Hyalella azteca, 3234 nucleotides. RefSeq lists its product as uncharacterized. The coding region runs from base 698 to 1525 and encodes 275 amino acids. Lineage: Eukaryota; Metazoa; Arthropoda; Malacostraca; Amphipoda; Hyalellidae. The transcript has 4 exons. The record is from RefSeq and is a predicted model, not a curated record.
AUGACAACAAUAUAGGAUUUUCGAAAUCGCACCGUAAAUUGUUACACUGCCCUGCAUGGAUGGUGGGCUGUGGUUAAAACUUUGUAGAACUUUAAGGAAAAAAUUAUAUCCAUUCCAGAAUAAUUAGCGAUCGCUGAAUCCUCUACGCGAUUUAGUUGUUUAUUUCCCUUCAACUGUGGUCUUUUUGGUGCAAAACUAGUCAACCGCUUAUUUAAAUUGAACGAGCUACAUCAACAACAGAAGCACUUACUUGGUACUGAACUUCAAAUUCUCGGAUGCACAAAGAAUUCUCUUCUGAACAAAUAACUAUAGCAGUAAAUGGUUACAUACCAGUGUAGAUGAGAAAACUUUUAAAUUUUAGCUCUUAAACUGGUUUGCAAGGAUGAUGCCUUGAAAUUUCCGACGUACCGCAAAUCAAAACAAAUUUAAAUCAUCUUUGUAAAGUGCUGCUACAUUUCAUUCGAGUAGCCAUCACUCUUCCCAUCGCUACUACAUAUAAAGUCUGAGAACCAUCCAGUGCUUUCUAAAUCCUGCAACUGUGCAUCCAUCCACCUUCAACUCGACACUUGCUGAAGCAAGGUUCAAUCCAAAGUUACACUUGGCAGAAACUCCCACUCUCAACUUUGGCAUUGGCUAAAUCUGAAAAUUUAUUGUCGUGUUCCUGCAGCCAGCCACAACCAGUUUGAGCCUCAGCACAAUGACUCUGAGCGCCCAAAUAUCACGGCCAACAGAUCGAGACCUCCGCAUCAUGGCGCUGCUGUCAACGGAAAGAGGGCGUCGCAGUGCCAUCAUUUCCUCCAUUCAGUGCCUUUUGUCAGUCGUGGGAUCCAUGGGCAUUAUUUUGAUAUUUGCUGGAAUUCCUCAACUAAUUUACGCUCCCGUGGUGACAGUUACCAACGUGGUGACAUUCCUUGUCGGGGCGCUUCUUCUCAGCGUCAUGGUGGCGGGCAAUGCAUGCAUUAGCUACAAGUUCCGGCCUCCUGACUUCCAAGACAUCGCUGGAGUCCUGAGUGAAGGUCAAAGUGUGCCUAUCGACGACAAGCCCCCAAACUACGAGGACUUGGGCUUCAGCGACGCACUCCCGCCCGACUACUACUCCGUGGUGUGUGAGAGGAAAAGCAUGAGUCCUGGCUGCUCUACCCUGGACGUGGCCCCCACCCACACUCACGGCACACGCGGCAGUGGCAAAUCUUCGUCAUCCAAUGAAGGCUCACAAGAUAAUUUGCAACGCCUAUGGGAACCAAUAUUACCAGUAGACGUUCGCCCGAGGAGCGGAUCAUCAUCCAGCGCUCUUUCUACGUAUGUGGAUCCCUCAAAGUGGGAUAGAAUACGUCGCAAAACUGUGGCAGAUUCGUCCCAGUCUUCUAAUCGAGUCAACCAGUACACAAGAAGUGCUUCGAACAGCAACGACGUUGGGACUAACGCUUUUAGAUCCAGAAGCUCAAGCUUGUUGAGAUCAAUCAGCUUAGCGCCAACGCCAUCACUCGACGCCGAGCAGCGAGUCAACGAGCAGCGUCAACCCUAGUCAUUCAAAUUCCUACUUAACUGAAAUCCUUAGACCUUAAGGAUCCUUUGAUUGUACAUACUACUUUAUCCUAGUUACAUUAUUAGACCUGAUGCAUAAGGAUGGUGCAUUUCUUUAUGAUUAAAUAUCUUAUCUUCCUUAGCACAUCAUCAGAAUUACAAAUCUAUGCCUGAAACGUUGAUGAUUAUCAGAUUUUUCACGAAAAUAUUUAGCCUAUUUUAAUUACCUAUAAACAAAAGUUCUACAGUAGACUGCCUUCGCAUGAACCGAUUCAUCUCGGAAACUAUCUCUGUUCGUGGCCAUCAUUAUAACUACCCCUAGUUUUCAACUAUUUAAUUAUCUAAUUCUACAUUCCUACUACUUAUAACUAAUUACUCCCUUGUUUUUCCCUUUUACUUGAGUCAGUGUAUUAGAUGAAAUUCCUGUGAUGACUGUGUAAAGGCAAAAUUGUAAGAAAAUAUGUACUUUAUAUUUUAAUAUGCACACAUGUACUUGCAAGUCUAUAGAAUGUACUUUAUCGUUUGAUUGUGGUUCUUAUGUCUGUCACGAGUUGUUGAUUCUCAUGAAGAUGAACGAAUUUUCUGUAUGAGCUCAGAUUUUGACUAGAAUGUCUUACAAUGAUGCAACGUUAGCAUGAUUUUAUUCAAUAUUUCAAUUUACAACCUCGUAUUUUGCAUUUUGAAGAGCAAAUGAAGUCCCUGAAUCUCAUAGCAAGUUCGCACAGAACGCUAGUCUUGUUUCGGCUGGACUGAAGCUCACGUAGUCGAUUUUGGUGCAACAUGUGAUAGUUUUAAGCAUAUUGUUAAAGUGUGAGUUUUAAGCAUGUUGCUAACGUGUCUUUGUUGUCUAUCAAUAUUAUAAAGAUGAGAUGACAUCGGAAAACUUAUCCAUGUUGUGAUUUCGCUUCCAAAAAUUUAAAUUUACUCAAGAGUAAUAUGGUGUUUAUUUUAUUAUUAGUAGACAGUCGAACUUGAUAUGUUUUAAUUGCGAUUCUUUGGAUUGGUAUAAUUAAUUUAUUAUUUUUUAAGGUUCUUCGCAUUGACCUUUAAGAUUAUACUGUUUUUUCGUAUCAGGAAGAAGUCGAACGUUUGCUUACUAUUUGUUCAUUAAUCCUACAAUGGAAAUCCUUGCUCCAUGUGUCCGGUUAUCUAUUAGUAACGUACUAUAUGUACAUCAUAUGCGUAUCACAUUUUGUACUUUUAAUGUUGUUUUUAGGCGUUUGCAUGUUGUUAUAUUGUUCUUCAAUUAAAAUCAUUUGAAAAUAAGGUCAUUGCUGAACAUACGAACUACUGGUAAUGAGUCUAUUAGUUAAGAUUAGAACUUAAACUACUUUAAAAGUUGUGAUCUGUAGUCAUUAAUCUUGAAUAGGUUACCGAUAAAACCUUCGAUGAAAGUUUGCACCGCCUAUGGGAAAGUCCAACGAAAGUUUAUCUCGAAUUUUUCUUAAUUCAGUGAGUGGGGGUUUUGGAUGAAUAUCAUUUUUUAUAUUCAUUCACAUUUAUCAAAUUAUUUCACUACUGAAAUAACCAUUUGUAAAGAUGAAGAUUUGAAUAUUUGGUGGAAAGCGGGAUUGUUUAAUUUAUGUUAUUGACAUUGUUUGAGAUUUUAUUGUCACGUUGUAGAAAAAUUGCUGAAAUAAGGCAACGCGCGUUGAAUGUAUCUACGAAAAAAGUGUCUUAGAGUAUUAAUAAAUAAAUGUUUUAGAAUAA